This is a messenger RNA of Mizuhopecten yessoensis (Yesso scallop), 3357 nucleotides long. RefSeq names its product disrupted in renal carcinoma protein 2 homolog. Lineage: Eukaryota; Metazoa; Mollusca; Bivalvia; Pectinida; Pectinidae. Gene Ontology annotation, cellular component: intracellular membrane-bounded organelle; membrane. The coding region runs from base 729 to 2207 and encodes 492 amino acids. Gene Ontology annotation, biological process: transmembrane transport. The record is from RefSeq and is a predicted model, not a curated record. The transcript is spliced from 12 exons. Gene Ontology annotation, molecular function: transmembrane transporter activity.
UAUUUUAUGUACAUUUAACAAAUGCUGAGGUCACUUUGUUUACAGCUACGGCUCUGAGUUUUGUAUACAACAUACGGCCAAGUAGAGACAUGCCAUCGUCGUUGCCGUCGUAAAUAAUACAGCAAAUACAUCAGUAUCACAAUUUAUUGUGUUUAUUUCAUACGAUGAUAGAAUCAAAUUUUGCCGCUUUUUUAAGACUCGGAACUGUCGAUCGUCGCUCUUCUGUUCCGGAGGUACACAAAGAUGUUGUUAUGCUUCUGCAAGCACACUGAUGUCAGAUGAUUGAAGUGGUUUUGUGUCUAGUCUUCUGGUCGCUAUGAGAUAUCGGACCGUAGGUAGUAGGUACGGACACAUUGUUCAUUUCUCUAGUGGAUGAAUCGAUUGGAAUGUGUGCGUAUAAUACAGAUAGUCUAUGUGGACAACCAGUCAGGGUGUUCGCUCGUGUCCUCUGAGUCAGGUAGACGAAAACAGCAUGUUCAAUCAUCGUCUUCCUGUUGCUUUUACAGGCACUGACAGACGACCAGGAAACCCUUUAAAUGUACUAGUUGACAGAAGUGUCUAUAUUCAAGUGACACAAUGCCACGGGACAUCGAAUGUGCAAACGACGAUGUGUGUGUGUGUGUGUGCAGGGGGGAAUCCCCGUUCUAUAAAUAGACUUGUGGCCUGCAUACGCAAGUGCUCCGUGAAAUAAAAAUCAAUUUAGACUUAAUAAGACUUCAGACGUCACGAUGGAAAGGAGCGAGGACAAUGCUCGCACGCCGCUUUUAGGGAACAGUGGUUCAGGUGCCAACGGUGACACCCCCGGGACAGCAGUAUACACCCGUAGAUGGUAUAUGUUGAGCGUGUUUUGUGGGGUGUGUUUAGGUCAAGCUUUAAUUUGGAACACGUGGGGGCCAAUCACUCAGUCGGCCAAGGUUGUGUUUAAGUGGGAGGACAGUACUAUAGCGAUGCUGGCGAACUGGGGAAAUAUCGCUUAUAUAAUAGCGUGUUUCCCUGUGUGUUACUUAACAACGGUCAAAGGUCUACGGCGGUCCUUGUUAGGUUGCUGCUUGUUGAUGUUUUUGGGAACCGGAAUCCGCUGUAUCACUAGUCACCCCGACUACACGCUGUGGACAAUGAACGCGGGCGCAGUUCUUAACGGUGUAGCAGGGACGGUACCGUUUGCGGGUCCACCUCUUCUAGCCGCUUUGUGGUUCCCGCCUGAUCAGCGAGCCACCGCCACCGCCACAUCGAGUGUGUUUAACUAUGGCGGGGUAGCAGUCGCCUUCAUCUUUGGGCCACAGCUGGUGUCAUCCCCACACUACAGAUACGAAACAGACAACAGAACUGAACUCAGUCUGACGCUUACAACAGAGGCCACCAUUAAUAGAACUGUUCUCACAAACUUCGACACCCUGGAGAGCGAGAUUAUGCGAUUGAUGUACAUAGAGUGUGGAUAUGCGGGCCUACUGUUACUUCUGGUGCUGAUCUACUUCCCCGACAAGCCCGCCCUACCCCCCAGUACCACCGCCUCCAUGGAGAGGAUUGAGUACAAGAAAGCCCUAUUGAAGAUGAGCAAGAACGGUAACUUGUGGUUGAUCGCAUUAGCGUACGCAGUACCGGCCGGGGUUUACGGCGUGUACGGGUCUGUGUUUGACGUCAUCCUGAACCCUGUUGGAGUCGCCCAGUCGGAAGCUGGCUGGAUUGGCUUCUACUCCACCAUUGCAGGAUGUGCGUCUGGUCUCGUUAUAGCUAGGUUUGCAGAUAUGUUUAUGAAGCACAUGAAAGUGUUCCUUAUAGGUCUGUUCAUACUGGCGACAGGAUCGUUCGUAUGGCUAACUCUUCUCUGUAACCAAACCAUCCCAUUCAGUAUCGUCCAGCUGUACGCGUCAAGCAUCAUGGGUGGGAUGUUCCUAAAUGGCUGUAUACCACUGUUCUACGAGCUAGCGUGCGAAGCGUCCUACCCAGUGUCGGAGGGACUUGCCGGAGGGUUCAUGACCUGGCUGAACAAUCUGUUUGGAAUACUGUUCCUCCUGGCCCUGCUUAUUCCUGGUAUAGGUACGGCUUGGAUGAAUUUCUGCCUGGUCGGAAGUGUGGGUCUGGGUCUUUUAGUGUUAUUCGUAUUUCCGGAGAAGUACACGCGGACAGACAUUGAUAUUACGGUCACUGCGGAUGGGACUAUGGAUGUCCAAACGUCUGUACACCAAGUGACCACUACAUACACCUGAGGUCAAGGUCACCUUGGCAGGUCAUGACCAGUUAACAUUGACCUUAAACUCUCCACUCAUGUAGUAUUCAUUAUAAGGUGUGUAAAUGUUAUUUAUGUAAUUCUGAUUACCGUGGAAUGCUUGCAUUGCGUAAGGAAAACCUUUUUCUCUGUGCGAAACAAAUAUUUAUUUGCUAUCAUUAGGGAUUCAGACACACAUCUUUAUGCAGUGAUUAUUUACUGAAUAUAGUAUGACGAUUGAUGUGCAAAUAGUCUCCAAGGGAAUUUCAUAUCGAAAUAUUACAUUAGUUUGAAAAUGCUUAUGAUGAUUGCAAUACUAUACUUGUACUAUUUGUACACUACACAGUUUUACCCCGAGCAAAAAUAGGUAAUUCCGAUAAGCAGAAAAAAUUCAAUUCGACGAACUAUGUUUUGAUUUUCUUUCAAGAUCUCCAUGUACCGGUAUAUUUAAUUAAUAUAUUAAAGACAACAGUGGUCCGAAUUCGCCUAUUUUCUCCCUAAUAUCAUAAAAGAUCAUUAGUUAUUAAUUUUCUAAUCAGAGUGAUAUUAAUUGAAUAACAUGGAAACGAUUCAAUUAGAUAAUUUGUAAUAAGGAACGAUUGUUUAGAAUUAUAUAUGACAGGAGACAGGAAUAGGGGAGGUUAUGAUGAAGUUAACAUGUCCACAAUGUGAGUAUGACAGGGAGAUUACCCGUUCCUAGGGCUGACGUCUGUGAUAUUACAAUAAAAAAUGUUGUACUAGACCCUGCGAAUUUUCCUUCCGUUAGUAGUGUUGCAACUGGUUGUCUAAAAUCGAAGAGAAAUAGUGCAAUACCUGCUUGAGAUUAUCUCAGUAUUUUUGUGAAGUGUUUAUCAUGUGAUAUAUCUUGAUGUUAAGCAGUUAUUUAGUCUAUUGUCGUAGAUAUUGUUGAUCUUGACCAGUGACUGCAUGUGAUCAUUAUGAUACCUGUCAAUUAUAUGUAUAAUCUGUAUGAGAGAAGAAGUACAUUGAACGUUGGUAGUAUAACUACAUAUAAACCUGAAUCUUAGUUGUAGAAAUACUAGGAAAUCCGUAGUUAAUGUUUGUAAUAUUUGUUGACAACACUGUGAUAUGAUAACUACGACUGUAAAGAUAUAGGUUGUUGUAAUAAAAAUGUCGAGACUGAGCAUAUA